Trichomonas vaginalis G3 is the source of this 2589-nucleotide messenger RNA. RefSeq names its product MAP kinase kinase kinase protein. The transcript has a single exon. NCBI's taxonomy places the organism in Eukaryota, Parabasalia, Trichomonadida, Trichomonadidae. Gene Ontology annotation, biological process: protein phosphorylation. Gene Ontology annotation, molecular function: ATP binding; protein kinase activity. The record is from RefSeq and is a predicted model, not a curated record. The coding region runs from base 1 to 2589 and encodes 862 amino acids.
AUGGAUAAGCGAGGAAAUCCUCGUGGCAGAGUCGAAAAUAAGAAUAAUAUCAAACACAUUCGAACUCCAAAGAAGCAACAAGCAAAGCUCCCAGAUCGAUUUCUCAAAAAAGAAGAAUUAGGAUCGGGAGCAUUUGGAGUUGUGUAUGCAGCUUUUGAUCAAGAAACAUCUAAAACAGUCGCAAUUAAAUGCCUUAUAAACAAUGAAGCAAUUGAAGACUUUCAGGAAGAAUUAACAUUACUUAAACGUCUUAAGCAUCCUUCAAUUGUACCUUAUCUCGAUUCAUUUAAAGAUUCAAAUGGUGCUCUACACAUUGUUAUGGAGUAUGCUGAGAAUGGUUCGCUUCUUGAUGUCAUCAAAACUUACGGUCCGUUAAAUGAAAUGAUUUGCUCAAUUUACGUCGUGCAGAUAUUACAAGGUUUAGAAUAUCUUCACAAUCAAAGUAUAAUUCAUCGCGACAUAAAAGCAGCUAAUGUACUGAUGCAAGGUGACAAUUGCAAAUUAGCAGACUUCGGACUUGCUUUAGACUUAGACAAAUACGGCCAUACUCUUAGAGAGUCAGCAGGAUCUCCAUAUUGGAUGGCUCCAGAAGUAAUUAAUGGCGAUCCUGUUGAUACAAAGUGCGAUAUAUGGUCAAUCGGCGCUACAGUACAUGAAUUACUAGUUGGUAAGCCACCACUCUGGGAUUUAGCUCCAAUGCCAGCAAUGUUUCAAAUUGCAGGCCCAAGAGAUAUCCCAAUUCCAGCAAGAUUUUCACCUGAUUGCAAAGAAUUCUUGCAAUUAUGUCUUAAUAAGAACCCAAAGCUUAGACCAGAUGCAAAACAACUUUUGGCUCAUAAAUGGCUUAAGAAAGCUCAUGAAAUGCUUGCGAAGUUUAAUCCAGGGUCUCAAGUUUCUGCAGAUGAGAAUAUGAAUAUGAAGAGCAUAACUGCUAGAUUCGAAGCACUUAAUAUAUGGGAGUCAGCAGAAAAUCAUCAACCUACUCCAGAUGAAAUGUGUCAAAUGUUAAAUGAAGAUAAGACAUUUGCUCACGGCUUACUAUUAAUUGCAAGAUCUGUCCAAACUAUUAAACGCCUUCCUCAAUUAAUCCAAAAUAUUUGUGGAAUGCGCGCAAUUAUUGACGGUUUGACUAAUAAGCAAACAAAGUUGCAGACGCUCAAUCUCAUUCAAUGUAUUGUUCCAUAUGCUGAACAAAAUGCUACAAGUCUACUUCUCCACUCAGUUCCUCAAAAAUUAUUAUUUGAUGAAACCGAAAAAGGUGAUAACCUUCUUCACCAACAAAUUUCUUCUAUGGCACUAUUGUUUUCUUCAUCAAUUGGUCCUAAGUUCUGCUGCUAUUCAGGUCUUGUUAACAAAGUUGAUAUUUUGCUUUCAACUCCAAUUCUAUCUUUAUUUGUUCCAAGGCUUCUUCUCCAGAUAUUCAAUGCUCAUAUAUCAGGAAAUGUCGGAUCAAUACUACUAGCAAAUAGAGACUUAAUCAAGAAAGCAGUCUACCUUGCAUUCAAAGCCUGCCUCCAUGCAAAAGAAUAUCUUGAUUUGAUUUCGCAAAAAUUCACUGAUAUCUCACCAAUUAUAAAUGCUCCUCAACUCAAUGAAGGUGAUGAAGAGAAACUUAAUGUUCUUGGUAUACCUUCAGAAAUGAUGGGAAUUGCUAAGAACGUCGUAGCUGAUGCAAUUAGUUUGCUUCACAAAUAUUCAUUACUUUCACCAAAAUCUCAAGUAUAUCUUGCAGAAGAAUUUGAUCCAAUUUCCUACAUUAUUCAACACAAAGAGAAGUUCCCGAACUUGACAUCUAAAGAAUAUACAACACUUCUCACAAUCCUCAACAAUGUUUCAUCGAAUGUUGUUGCAAAGGAGAAAAUCGCAGCUGAAGAAUUACUUCAACCAUUGAUUUCCCAAAUCACAGGUUCAAGAGAAGAUGACAGUGCUACAAUUUUACAAAUUGUUUCGAACAUGAUUAAGAAUUCACCUGAACUUAUUGAGUCUGCAUGCGAUUAUGGCAUUUGCGUUGCACUUGAAAAAGCAAGAGGAUUAGUUGAAGCAACUGUUAGAGUUAGAGAUUUAGUUUGUGAAAUUCCAACAGUUUCUAGUUUUUGUGUUUGGAAGUUGAAAGAAACUACUUUAUAUCAAGACCUUACAGACAUGAUAGAUUUUCCAAUCUGGAAUAGGAAAGCAAUUAGAGCUCUUAGUCAUUGGGCAUCUAUGGAUUCAAGGUUUAUUUCAAAGCAUUUAGAAGGAGUUUAUGAAUCUAUUAAUCAAUUCAUUUUCUCCGAAUUAAAUGCGGCUGAAAUGAAAUCUAGUCAUCCAGAAUCAUUUGUGGAUGUUACAAGAAUAAUGCAAUAUUGUCCAAAUGUUGGUCAUAAGAUCUAUUCACCUGAAAUUAUUGAAAGAGUUAUGACAUGCUUAGGAAAAGUUGGGGCAUUCGGACAAAUACAAUUCCUUGAAUUCCUCAUUCAAGUAAUUGUGCAGUCACCACAACCUUCUCUUAUUGCUGCUUCUCUUAUACCUCAAUUGCUUCCAUUUACACAAUCUUCUGUGAUGCAAGUUCAAAAAGCUGCUCUUCGCGUUAGAAUCUUGUCUAGAUGCUAA